Fopius arisanus is the source of this 2558-nucleotide messenger RNA. RefSeq names its product putative protein NHEDC1-like 2. The transcript has 8 exons. Gene Ontology annotation, cellular component: membrane. The record is from RefSeq and is a predicted model, not a curated record. Gene Ontology annotation, molecular function: antiporter activity. The coding region runs from base 370 to 1965 and encodes 531 amino acids. NCBI's taxonomy places the organism in Eukaryota, Metazoa, Arthropoda, Insecta, Hymenoptera, Braconidae. Gene Ontology annotation, biological process: proton transmembrane transport.
UUCAGAUGUUGUUUAUAAGAGGGAUAAGAGGUAGAAGUCAAUCAUUGAGGUGAAAUACGGGAGAAUUUUUCCUCUCUAGGGUUUUUUUUAUUCCCUUACGCUUUUUUGAGGUUAGGAGAAGACUUUGUCUGUCAAUAUUUUUGUAUCUGGUGAGAGGAUAAAACGAGGUGGAUAAGAAACGGUGGGAUAGGCCCGUCAGAUUGUGUUGCUGGUGUAUUUUCGAUAUAAAGCUAGAAGAUAAAAAGUACUCGAGAUGUUUUGGAUCACGUGUCGGUGAUCUAGGGACUUUCACAGAGGAAUAUUGUGAUGAAAGAGGAUGUAACUGGUAACGAGAAAAGGGUGAGUACGUGAGAAGAUUACGGUGGUGCAAUGGCCGAUGCCCAGGAGCAAAUUUAUGAAAACGAGGGCAAUGGCUUGGACGAAACAUGCUGCGGCAGGGCAAUUUUCUGUCACCCAGUAAUCCGCAACAUACCGGUAAACCAUGCAAUCUCAUCGUGCCUCGGUGAAGCAAUCACGUGGUCAAGUAUCCUAUGGCUAUUAACCUGCCUGUCAAUAUUGACAGUUGCCUUUGGUACAUUGUAUUUUCUCAUUGGCCCAUCCAUGACACCAGGUGGCAGUUUAUUUGGACUAUUCUGGCUAAUAGUAUCGUCCUACGCUCUCGGUUGGAGUCUCGCAUACAUCCCAUAUCUCAAUAUACCACCUGUAUUUGGUAUGCUACUGGCCGGUAUGAUUUUCAGUGGAACUGGAAUUUACGACAUACAUGAGGAAAUUGGAGCUGGUACAACUGGAAAAAUUCGAACUAUAUGUCUGACAUUUAUUAUGAUACGGGCUGGCUUGCAGCUUACGACAACAGCCAUUCGGAGACAUCCUUAUUUUUUGCUAUGUCUAGCACUUAUUCCAUGCACAGUUGAAUUUUUUACUGUUGGAUUGGCGUGUAAAUUUAUUCUGGAUUAUCCAUGGCACUGGGCAUUUCUUACCGGAACAAUAGUGGCAUGCAUGUCACCAGUGGUGACAGUAAACUGUAUUCUAGCAUUGGCAGACAAAGGGUAUGGUGAGGACAGAGGUAUGGCGACACUCCUCUGUACAGCAGCAUCGAUCGACGAUGUUCACAUAGUUUCACUUUUUUCCGUCUGCUACUCAUUCGUCUUUACCGAUAAGGACGACCACGGUUUAUCGUCGUAUAUACCGCGUGGUGUACGUGAUCUUCUGAUUGGUUUAGCAGUUGGUCUGGUCCUUGGUGUAAUUUUUACUUUUCUGCCUCACAGAAAUACGAAGUACGUGACGUGGUACAGAGUAGUCUCACUCGUUCUGGGAUGUCUCAUGUGCACCAUAGGUGCUUCAAAGCUAGCUGUGACUGGUGGUGGAUACUUAGCAACAGUAUCAAUGUCUUUCAUAGCAGCGAGGGGUUGGAAACUCCUAUCUGGUGUAACAUUCGACGUGACUCCACUGCGUCUUGUAAUCCAUUUCAUCUGGCACUUUAUGCAGCCAGUGCUAGUUGGAGUCAUUGGAGCUGAGAUUGACUUCACCCUGUGGUCACCCGAGAGAUUUGGCCUUCAUGUCCUGUGCAUAAUCCUGGGUCUUGCUGCUAGAAGUGCUUGCGCCAUUCUGGCGACCUAUCGCACCCCUUUCACCAUGAAGGAACGAGUUUUCGUGGCAUUCGCUUGGUUACCGAAAGGCACACUCCAGGCAGCCCUGGCACCAAUGGCACUAGAGGAAGCUCGUCGUACUGACGAUGAAAAUGAAAUAUCUAUUGCUAUAGACGUCGUACGUAUAUCAGUCGUUGCUAUUGUCUUUCUGGCGCCACUUGGUGCUGUUAUUAUGAUGGUAUCAGGGCCAUUACUAUUAAAUCGUCUCGAGGAGGAUGAAAUUCAUCGACACAGACAACUAAGUUUCCUAAGGUGGACAAGUCUCCAACCAGUCCACAACAACAGACAACGAAAUUCAUCAAUCAGACGCCAAUCCUAAUCCCUCACCACUAGGAAAUAUAUUUCGACAAGACUGCGACUUGAUGCUGAGACAAAAAUAGUCUCAUUUUGUACCCAAGGAAAUUUCCAGCUCCAAGGCUUAAUUUUCACCUCCUUUUGCCUCUCCAAUUAAUUAUUACAAAUUACAAAUCACGAGAACACCUUUUGGAGGAUCAGCACGGAUUUCUACCCCUGUUCUCCAAUAAAAAUGCAGCAAAAGGAAUUGAAAAUUGAGCUCUUGAGUUUCGAAAUUUCCCUGGCUUUCCAAUGACACCAUUUUCAUCCCUUGAUUCCUCUCCACUUCGAAGAUAUUCAUAAAUUUGUGAGAGACGUGACGUAAAAUUGAUAUUUUUUUCACGUUUCUCUAUUUAUUCUCAUCCUCUCCACUUGAUAACCCGAAACUUGAAGCUCAAUUCAUUAAUUCGAGGAUGAAAAACUCAUUAAAAAUGGUUAAAACUAUGGAAAAAAUUAAUGAUGGAAUGUUUUUUUUUCGGUGGGAGAAGUUAUUGCGAGCAAAAAUCGACCAUCAAAAUGUGUCGGAGAAUAUGUAAUCGCUGUAAUAAUAUGUGACCCCUGAUUUCUCAACCGAUAAAA